AUGUGUAUUUUAACUCUAGUUAAAGACAACGUAAAAUCAGAUAUAUUAAAGUUAGUCCUUGAUUUUAUAAAGGUGGUCGUAGCAAAAAAUGAAGGCAAAAUAACUUUCCCUGAAAUACAAUACAAAAAGAAAAUUUCCUUUGAGCAUAAGAAUAAAAUUUAUAAGGAACUUUUUUGUUCCCUCUAUGCGAUAAUUGAUAUGUAUGAUUGUUUUAAUGAACUGUUUAAUGAAGAUGAAGAUAAAGUUAGUGAAAAUGAGGAAUUCAUUUUCCAUUUAGCUAGCGAUAAGUAUAAUCUAAAACAGCAAGAUUUGAAACACUUGAAUGAAUUGUUAUGUGAGAAAUCUUUUAUUGUUUCCAACAAACAUUCAUCAAUAGUGGAUAUAUUCUAUUUUUGUUCUAUUCAUAAAUUGCUAAGUGAAAUGACAGCUAAAGAAAGAGUUGAUUUCUCUCAUAUUUUUAGAUGGUUUUUACAUAUUCAAGAAACCUUAACAGGAAAUUUUACAACAUUAAAAAAAUUAGAUGUUAAGGAUAGCUUAGAAACCAUGUUAAAUAAUAAAACCGCAGUGAACACAAAUGAAAGAAGGAAUAACACAUAUAUGAUACAGCAGAAAGCUGAAAAGGGUGCAAAAAGUGAAAAUGAAAAAAAUAAAAAGAAAAAUGAUAACGUGCAAAGUAAUAGUGCGAAAAAUACCAACGUGCAAAAUAAAAAUGUACAGAAAAAAAAUGCACAAGACACGAAAAGUUUAGAUGAUAUAUCAAGAUUAAACAUUCUUGUAGGAUAUGUUGAAGAGGUAGAAAUUCACCCUGAUGCGGAUACACUUUAUUGCCUAAAAGUAAAUGUUGGAGAAGAUAAACCAAGAGAUAUUUGCAGUGGAUUAAGAAAUAAAAAAAAUGCAGAAGAGUUAAUGAAUAAAUAUGUUUUAGUUUUAGCAAAUUUAAAGGAAAAAUCGUUAAGAGGAAGAAAGAGUUAUGGUAUGGUAUUAUGUGGUUCCUUUGAUGAAAAAGUAGAAUUACUUACUCCUCCAUCAGGAGCAAAAAUUGGAGAAAGGAUUAUUUGUGAAAAUAUGGAUAUGAACAGUUUACCUGAUAAAUCGUUAAGCUCUGAUAAAGAGAAAAACCCAUUUUUUCAUAUACAACCUCACCUAACUUUAAAAAAUGGAAUAGCUUAUUAUAAGGAUGCCAAGUGGAUGUCAUCUCAGGGGGAAAUUAUGUGUGUUCUACAGCAGGGAACGAUUUCUUAA
Molecule: messenger RNA, 1242 nt
Organism: Plasmodium malariae
Lineage: Eukaryota; Apicomplexa; Aconoidasida; Haemosporida; Plasmodiidae
Gene: tRIP
Product: tRNA import protein tRIP, putative
Exons: 2
Coding region: 1-1242 (413 amino acids)
Molecular function (GO): tRNA binding
Source: RefSeq, a predicted model, not a curated record